UAACAGUCCGUCCGCACGGAAGAAGUAGCGAGCGAGCCAGUGAGCGAGAUGGGUCUGCUUCACAUGCUGUGGGACGACGCGUUCGCCGGCGGCCCCCCGCCCGAUUCCGGCCUCGGCAAGCUCCGCUUCUCCGCGGCCGCCGCGCCGCCGCGAUCGGCCGCGGUCCCCCGGGGCGCCGGCCUCGUCAGCCGGAGAGUCACCAUCGUCAGGACCGGGAGCCCGGGUGGCGGGGCGGUCUGCCCGGAUUCGGUCCCGGAGCCUCCCGCCCGGUGCGGCAGCAGUGACCCGGGAACGCCCCCACCGUCACCCGGUACGCAGCAGGGGGAUUUCAAGAAGUUCACGAGGAGAAAAUCCUCCCAAGCGUUACAAAAGGCAGAGCCUAGAAGUCCUACGGUUUUCGAUUGGAUCUUGAUCAGCGCUUUGGAUCGUUGAUGGAUGGAAGGAAGGGCUGAUCUUCAUUCAAGAACGCCGCAUAGACAUCUAUCUACUAGAAGAUGUUUGUCAAUGCCGGAACAUAGAAUGAAAUGAGCUGAGAGUCAGACAGAGAGUAUUUAAUCUCUGAAGCAACCCGAUCCUUGUCAACGUUUCUUAGAUGGCCGCUUUUUUGGUUUUUUCCUUUUCUUUUAGCUUCGCCCUUUUCGCCUCUGGAUCUCCUGUCAAUAGGGCUGUCCCUUUUUGAAGACUUCUGUUUGUUUUUCUGGUUCUGUAAAUUCUUCAACUCCGAAUGGCCCUUUAAUGGCAUUAAGGAAAUCCGUCUUAAGUUUUUAUUUCGGGUUUUAUAUCCUACUGUUUGCCUAUGGUUACUGUUCGAAAGGUUUAUUCUGUUUCA
Messenger RNA from Syzygium oleosum, 829 nucleotides. Its product is annotated as dormancy-associated protein homolog 4-like. The coding region runs from base 49 to 432 and encodes 127 amino acids. The record is from RefSeq and is a predicted model, not a curated record. The transcript has 3 exons. NCBI's taxonomy places the organism in Eukaryota, Viridiplantae, Streptophyta, Magnoliopsida, Myrtales, Myrtaceae.